AUGCCGGUUCGUGGUGUAUCGAUCGAACAGGACUCGCGUUUCAAAAACAAAGAAGAAGUCUUGCUCAAGUCAACUCGGUUCCCCUCGGUGUUUAAUGAGCGUGUUGACAUGUCCAAGGUGAGUGUGCCCGUCAUGCGGCCUUGGAUUGAGACGCGCGUCGAGCAAAUGAUGGGCUUUGAGGACGAUGUCCUUGUAGAAUUUAUCGUGGGCCUACUUGAAGGCGAACAAUUCCCUGAUCCACGCAAGAUGCAAAUCGCCUUAACCGGCUUUCUGGAGAAACGCGCUGCGCCUUUUAUGAACGAGUUGUGGCAGCACCUGGUCUCCGCACAGACGUCGGUGGGCGGUGUGCCCCGAGCCUUUGUGGAACAGAAGAAGCGCGAAAUGCAGGCAAUGCGGGGCGACAAUGCCGCUGCGAUGGAUCAUGUUCGACGACAAGCGCCUGCGUCGUACGAGGCGCGUGGUCAUUCAACGGAAGAGCGUCGCUGGGACCGUGGCCGGCCACCGAUCUCUGCAGCAGAUCGUCGGCCACGACGUUCGCCUGAUGAAUUUGUCGAUAAGAAUGGCAACCGAACACGUCGCGAACGUGAUGCUGGCUGGGGCGCUCGUGCACAGCGCGGUCCCUAUCCUGAGGACCGUGGGCGGUCGUAUCGCGAUGAAUUCGGUAGAGAACGAAUUCGUCACUCUUAUCAUGAUACAUCACGAGAACGCUCACCUUCUCGAUCGUACGAGGCACAUACCCCACCGUCUGCUCGUCGCGGCGACGAUUCACCUCGCUAUAGUCCUCCACCCGCGCGCGAACGGAGUCGUUCGCCUUAG
This is a messenger RNA of Malassezia pachydermatis, 816 nucleotides long. RefSeq names its product sr-rich pre-mrna splicing activator. Gene Ontology annotation, cellular component: spliceosomal complex. The transcript has 3 exons. Gene Ontology annotation, biological process: regulation of mRNA splicing, via spliceosome; mRNA processing. The coding region runs from base 1 to 816 and encodes 271 amino acids. The record is from RefSeq and is a predicted model, not a curated record. Gene Ontology annotation, molecular function: RNA binding. NCBI's taxonomy places the organism in Eukaryota, Fungi, Basidiomycota, Malasseziomycetes, Malasseziales, Malasseziaceae.